AUGGAGGACCUUCUGUUGCCGAGCAGAGAGGAAGAGUCCCGCUCCGACCAGAGUUCCUUCGCUCCGGGAGCCGCGGGGAGGACCAUGGGGGACCGGGCCAAGUUCUUCCUGGACUCUGUGACGAGGGACCAGUGGAGAAACGUGAGGGACUUCUUCAAGAGGAACGGGCUGUUGACGCUGUCGGUCGUGGCCGUGCUCACCGGGUGCACGUUGGGCUUCAUGCUGAGAGGAACUCAGCUGUCCACACAGGCUAAAAUCUACUUCUCGUUUCCGGGAGAGCUGCUGAUGAGGAUGCUGAAGAUGCUCAUCCUUCCUCUCAUCACCUCCAGUUUGAUGUCGGGCCUGUCGUCGAUGGAGUCCAAGGCGUGCUGCAGGAUGGGUGUCCUCACUGUCACCUACUACCUGUGGACCACCUUCAUCGCUGUGGUGGUGGGCAUCGUGCUCGUCCUCAUCAUCAAACCUGGCGUGGGGACGGAGAUGGACAGCAACCGUCUGGGCGGCGGACCCGUCAUGACGUCGGCGGACGCCCUGCUCGACCUGAUCAGAAACAUGGUUCCCUCCAACCUGAUCGAAGCCACCUUUCAGCAGGUUCCAACCAGAACCAUCCAGCCCAACUUUGUGUAUGUUGUCCCUGAUGACAGCGACCCCAAAGGUCAGAUGGUGUACCUGGAGCUGACUCCGCCCCCAGACAUCAUCUACAAGACAAGUCCUGGUAGCAGUCAGCAGAUGAACGUCCUCGGGAUCGUCAUUUUCUCUGCCACCAUGGGUCUGCUCCUGGGCCGGAUGGGGGAACGUGGCGCUCCUCUGGUCAACGUCUGUCAGUGUAUUAACGAGUGCGUGAUGAAGAUCAUCAACGCUGCCGUGUGGUACUUCCCAUUUGGGAUCAUCUUCUUGGUGGCAGGAAAGAUCCUGGACAUGCAGGACCCGAGCACGCUGGGGAAGAAGCUGGGCUGGUACGGCGUUACCGUCCUCACAGGCCUCUUCGUCCAUGGCCUUGUCCUCCUCCCGUUGUUCUACCUGAUCCUAACCAGGAAGAACCCCUUCAGAUACAUCCGAGGGCUGCUGCAGGCCAUGGUCAUCGCUCUGGCCACCUCCUCCAGCUCUGCCACGCUGCCCAUCACCAUGAAGUGCUUGUUGGAGAACUGCCACGUGGACCGGCAGAUUGCCCGCUUUGUCCUCCCAGUUGGUGCCACCAUCAACAUGGACGGCACGGCGCUCUACGAGGCCGUAGCAGCCAUAUUUAUUGCUCAAGUUAACGACUAUGAGCUGGACUUCGGCCAGUUGGUCACCAUCAGCAUCACUGCAACGGCCGCCAGCAUCGGUGCAGCAGGGAUCCCUCAGGCGGGCCUGGUAACCAUGGUGAUCGUCCUCACCUCUGUGGGCCUGCCCCCUGAUGACAUCACGCUCAUUGUUGCCAUCGAUUGGAUCCUGGACCGGUUCCGGACCAUGAUCAACGUCCUCGGGGACGCCUUGGCGGCAGGAAUCAUCGCACACCUGUGUCGGAAAGAUUUCCCCCUGGGUGGAACCGGAAAGACGGUUCCAUCGUACGGGACUCAGGCUCCUCACAGCAACUCCCACAGUGUCCACAUCCCCAUGACCGAGAUCCACGUCCACCGAGGGAGCGUUUUCGACACCGGGGGAGACCCAACGGGCCAGAGGCAAGCCCAUACAGUCUACUACAACAUCUGCCAGGUGUGAGGACCUAAGCCUGCCAGAACGUGCUCAGAACUUGUCUGAGCUCUUUGGGCCCAGUCCAAACAUGUCUGAGCCCAGCUGGACUGGAUCCGAAUGCAUCUGAGCCCAUCAGGAC
This is a messenger RNA of Nematolebias whitei (Rio pearlfish), 1810 nucleotides long. Its product is annotated as excitatory amino acid transporter 5-like. Gene Ontology annotation, molecular function: L-glutamate transmembrane transporter activity; neutral L-amino acid transmembrane transporter activity; glutamate:sodium symporter activity. Gene Ontology annotation, cellular component: plasma membrane. Lineage: Eukaryota; Metazoa; Chordata; Actinopteri; Cyprinodontiformes; Rivulidae. The coding region runs from base 1 to 1698 and encodes 565 amino acids. The transcript is spliced from 11 exons. The record is from RefSeq and is a predicted model, not a curated record. Gene Ontology annotation, biological process: L-glutamate transmembrane transport.